Thalassophryne amazonica is the source of this 1322-nucleotide messenger RNA. Its product is annotated as GRB10-interacting GYF protein 2-like. The record is from RefSeq and is a predicted model, not a curated record. The coding region runs from base 1 to 1128 and encodes 375 amino acids. The transcript has 5 exons. NCBI's taxonomy places the organism in Eukaryota, Metazoa, Chordata, Actinopteri, Batrachoidiformes, Batrachoididae.
AUGACCAUCAGCUUCAAACUCAAUGGCCAGUCAACAGAGGAGCUGUCUGAGGAGUCCAAGGAGCCGUGUGCUGUCCAGCAGGUUCACAACCAGCCAACAAUGGAAGAGCAGCACUACGCUGAAUACAGGUACCAGGAAGCAGAGUUAAUGGAAAGUGAUGAAGAAGAACAAGGAAUCCAGCCCCCCUGUUAUAAAGCUAUCUGUGAACAAACUGACGACUCUUUUGCAGGCUUCACUGCACUUCCGUACCUCCACUCCCGUGAACACCCUGCAUACGUCAGAACCUACUGCGAUAUCGUCAAACCUCCCAAUACUGCUGGGCUGACUGGUGCUGACCUCCCAUCCAGGAGUCAUGGGCAGCAGGCACAAAGCCCCCAACUGCGCAGGCUGGAACAACACCAGAGGCAACUGCAGGAACUACAACAACGGCGAGAACAACAGAACAAACCCCUGGAAGAGGUGGAGCAGGAGAGGAAGCGGAGGGAAGAAGAGGAGCUGAGGAAGAAGAAAGAUGAAGCAGAAGAAGAGAUAAAGAGGAAUGAGUGGCAAAGGCAGGAUCAGGGGGAUGUGAUGGAGAGCAAAGGGAAGGAGCUGCAGCAGGCCAAAGGUCAGACUGUCCUGCUGUCUCCAUCCUCUGGACUGUGCACCAUCUAUGAAGCUCUGGAGAACAGUGAAGAUGAGGCUGAAGGUGAAGUGGAGAGAGUAGAGGAGCUCAACCCCAUAAGAAAGACAGUGGUGGAGAAUGACAAAUAUCAAGACUCCUCCCCGGCAACCCAGAGCUGCCCUCAACACUCCUCUGAGGAUGGUGAUGCCUCUUGUUGCACUCCUGAUUCUUCAGCGCGACCGCCGCCUCUGGACCUGGACUGGGGUGAGAAAGUGGACAUAGUCCAGCAACUGAUCACUCAGACCCUGCUUCUGAAUGGAGAUGGCUGCUCUUCCUUGCUGCUGCUCCCAGGAGGUGGAGGAGGCACCUUAAGCCCUCUGGAGAGCAGCUUGUGGCCUAACCUGCUGCCUCCUCUCACUCCCCCCUCUGCCACAGUCACCUCUGUUAGCAGUUUCUCCCCAGAGGCCACUGGAAGCUCCCCUCAGGGGGAGUGGACCGUGGUCGAGCUGGAGACUCAUCACUGAGUGACGUCCCACAACCACCCACCCACGGUGUCGAUGACUGACCUCGUAUGUCUGUUUCUGCAGGGAGCUGUAAAUACAAAUGUGAAAUAAGCACAAGAUUCCUUCUGUAUAUUAAGUAUAAGUGUAACCUAAUGGGUGCAUAUCUGCUUAAAGAUUAGAAUGGUCAAACUUUCACACUUGAAGUCUUUCUUCCA